This is a messenger RNA of Funneliformis caledonium, 207 nucleotides long. The record is from the annotation of a GenBank genome assembly. NCBI's taxonomy places the organism in Eukaryota, Fungi, Glomeromycota, Glomeromycetes, Glomerales, Glomeraceae.
AUGGACGAGCUAUCUAUGAGCAAUCGCAAAAUCCAGAAGAAUCGUCAUGACAAUACCCGAACAGAAAUUAGGAUUCUGUUGCCCGUUGGAGUUCAAUUCUCUAAAAUGGCGUUAAAUUUUAUGGAAGAAUGGGCUUUUCAGAUGUUUCGUAGAACCAUGGCAACUCAAUUAGAUAAGCAAUCUCUUUCAGAAAAACGGACAGAUUGA